This is a messenger RNA of Cornus florida, 1618 nucleotides long. Its product is annotated as glycolate oxidase 1-like. The coding region runs from base 252 to 1355 and encodes 367 amino acids. Gene Ontology annotation, molecular function: oxidoreductase activity; FMN binding. The transcript is spliced from 12 exons. NCBI's taxonomy places the organism in Eukaryota, Viridiplantae, Streptophyta, Magnoliopsida, Cornales, Cornaceae. Gene Ontology annotation, cellular component: peroxisome. The record is from RefSeq and is a predicted model, not a curated record.
CCAGUUUGUUUGGGGACUACGAAAGUGCCGGUCAAUCAAAUCAUUCUCUCUUUGUCACCCCAAACUCCCAGUGCAUGAAAAUCCAAAUACGUAUGUGAAUUUCCAUGAACAGAUGCGGGUCUAAAUUUACCAUUUUGAAAAUCUAAUCCACGCAACUGACUCUCUCUCUCUCUCUCGAGUUUGAUUCUCACCCUUUUGUCCUCACUCUAAAUUCUAAUUAUCUUGGUAUUACAUAAAUAUUCCAUUGGAAGAUGGAGAUAACCAACGUUAUGGAGUACGAGGCUAUUGCAAAGGAGAAAUUGCCAAAGAUGGUGUAUGACUAUUAUGCAUCAGGAGCAGAGGACCAGUGGACUCUCCAAGAGAACCGAAACGCAUUUUCAAGGAUUUUGUUCCGACCUCGUAUUCUUAUUGAUGUGAGCAAGAUAGACUUGACCACGACGGUUUUGGGCUUCAAGAUUUCAAUGCCCAUCAUGAUUGCUCCUACAGCAAUGCAGAAAAUGGCUCACCCUGAAGGAGAAUAUGCAACAGCAAGAGCAGCAUCGGCUGCUGGCACAAUCAUGACACUGUCAUCAUGGGCUACUUCCAGUGUCGAAGAGGUUGAUUCAACAGGACCUGGCAUUCGCUUUUUCCAGCUCUAUGUGUACAAAGACAGAAAUGUGGUUCGACAACUCGUGAAAAGAGCUGAAAGGGCAGGGUUUAAGGCAAUUGCCCUUACUGUGGAUACUCCAAGACUCGGCCGGAGGGAAGCUGAUAUCAAGAACAGAUUUAUUUUGCCACCACAUUUGUCGUUAAAGAAUUUUGAAGGAUUGGACCUCGGCAAGAUGGAUCGGACCGAUGACUCUGGAUUGGCUUCAUAUGUUGCUGGCCAAGUUGACCAGUCUCUUAACUGGAUGGAUGUGAAGUGGCUUCAGACAAUCACUCAAUUACCCAUUCUAGUGAAGGGUGUUCUAACUGCAGAGGAUGCGAGGAUGGCAGUGCAGGUUGGAGCAGCAGGAAUCAUAGUGUCAAAUCAUGGAGCUCGCCAACUUGAUUAUGUCCCUGCAACUAUCAUGGCUUUGGAAGAGGUCGUCAAAGCUGUGCAAGGCAGAAUCCCAGUUUUUCUGGAUGGUGGAGUUCGGCGUGGGACAGAUGUCUUCAAAGCAUUGGCUCUUGGAGCUUCUGGCAUAUUUAUUGGAAGGCCGGUGUUGUUUUCAUUGGCUGCUGAUGGUGAAGCUGGUGUAAGAAAAGUACUUCAAAUGCUUCGUGAUGAGUUUGAGCUAACUAUGGCUUUAAGCGGUUGUCGCUCGCUCCAGGAGAUUACUCGUAACCACAUUCUGACUCCAUGGGACUCUCUUCGCCUUGCCCCCAGGUUAUAGGAUGGCCUCACCCCUAAAUCUGCACUGAUGUAGUGAAAGGUUUGAGUUUCAAGGGCUUGUCUGAUAUUAGAAUAAUCUCAGUUUUGUGGAUUCAGAAAUAUUUAGAAGAAACAAAUGAUAUUUUAUUUCCUUUAAUAAGUACCAUUAGCUUUGAUAACCUACCAAAAAGGAAGGAGAAAAAAAAAGGGAGUGGAUUAGAUAUAUGUGACUUUCUUUGAAAACAUAAUAUUUUUCAAGCAAUAAUUUUCUAUAAGUUCUGCUGA